Messenger RNA from Eimeria acervulina, 5268 nucleotides. RefSeq lists its product as hypothetical. The record is from RefSeq and is a predicted model, not a curated record. NCBI's taxonomy places the organism in Eukaryota, Apicomplexa, Conoidasida, Eucoccidiorida, Eimeriidae. Gene Ontology annotation, cellular component: nucleus. The annotation marks the transcript as partial. The transcript is spliced from 10 exons.
CAAACAACCCUAUGGGGGCCCCCCUGGGGCCCCUGGUUUGCUGCUGCUGAGGUUUCUGAUGAAGAAGAUGAUGAGCUAUUUGUGUUUGAAGACCCUCCCGAUUUUGUUUCUCAGCAGCAGCAAGAAGAAUUAGAGCAGCAAGAGCAGCAGCAGCAAAGACGUCAGCUGCAACGGCAGCUGCAGAAGCAGCAUCAGCUGCUGCUGGAGCAGCAGCACAAGCAGCAACUGCAGCAGCAAGGGUUUAGCUUCUCUCAUCGCUCCUUCCCCACACUAGAAGCAGACCCUCGGCCUAACUCUCUUCUUGAGGGUUUUAAAGGAGGCUCUCGUCUACGUUUAGCCGAUAAGGGUUUGGUUGCUGCUGCUGAUGCAUUUCACAGCAGCAGCAGCAGCAUAUCAGAGGUAACGUCGGAGCGGAUUGCUGCGCGUGUUGCUGCUGUUGCUGCAGCAACAAGAGCAGCAGCAGCAGCAGCAGCAGCAGCGGGCCCCACAGGCCUCAGUGGUGGAAGCAAUGAAUUUUUUUCUUCGCUUUUAUCUGUACCUCUAGGGAGCUCGUCUGCUUUAAACAGAGGUGCAGCAGCAGCAGCAGCAGCAAGAGGUUUAGGAGCUCCCGGGGCCUUUGCAGAGCAGCAGCAAACAGAAGAAGAUGAGGAAGAAGAGCAGCAGCAGCAGCAGCAGCAGCAGCAAGUGCCUUUCUCGCUGCCUCCCCUUCCAAUCGCUAGGCUGGAAGCAGCACCGCAGCUGCAGCAGAAUCUGCGAGAGAUGUAUGACUCGCUCUGUAUGUACACCGCAGCAGCAGCAGCUUCUCUCUUACCUGCAACAGCGGCAAACAAAGCCCCUCUACAUCCUGCUGUAAAGCCAGUAUAUGUAGAAGCAGCAGUAGCUGAGGCUGCUGAUAUAAGCAGCAGCAACAGUAACAGCAGCAGCAGCAGCAGCAGCAGCAGCAGCGGCAGCAGCCCGCAGCAGCAGCAGCAGCAGCAGCAGCAGGGUGUUCACGGGUCUCCUGCGUCACAGCCACAGCAGCAGCAGCCUCACCACCAGCACCAGCACCAGCAGCAGCACCAGCAGCACCAGCAGCAGCAGCAGCAACAGCAGCAGCAGCAGCAACAGCAGCAGCAGCAGCAGGGUGUUCCUUUAGUAAUGGAUGUAUGGAAGCGCGUCGGUGCACGCUUCUUGUCAGUUUUAUCUGCUGUGUCUGUAGACGGCUUUCUUUUGUCUUUCUCUGGCCUUCGCCUCCCAACGCUGCGUUCGAGGAACCUCGACUCCCGCAAACUCCCCUUCGCAACGCCUUAUCCAGGGCCUCAUGUUGUAUCGGAUGAGGGGAUCCCUGUAGAGAGAGUAAAUGAAAAUCCAGUUGCCGAUACACCUCAGGAGAGUGUUUCUAAUACAUCUUCUUGUGCAGCAGCAGCAGCAGCUGCUGCUGCUGCUGCUGCUGCUGCUGCUGCAGCAAGAGUAGAUAGAAGGCCCUGGCCACUGCCACCCUUGCUUCUCUCCUCGCGUCCUUCUUCUUUAUUAAUGCUUCGAUUCAUAUUCCGUUCAAAGGCAUUCGAUGCUCAAGUCAACGAACUACUCGUCACCGCUACUAAACAGGCAGUAGGCAAGGCAUCUUGUGUGUAUGCUGAGUUAUUGAUUCGGGAGCACCAGCUGAAUUUCGGGGCUUCUUCUGCUGCGAGUUGUUUACGCGAGGCUUUGUCUCCAGCCUAUCGUUAUAUUCUGUCUCCUCCUAUCUUUUCUAGUUCUCUUAAAGAGCACGAGAGCGAUGAAGAAGCUGGAAGGUUGUCUGUACGGCGGUCUGGUGGAGCAGCAGCAGGAGCAGCAGCAGGAGCAGCAGCAGCAGCAGCAGGUAUAGGAGGAGGAGGAGGUGCUGUUGCUCCUGCUUCUGCUGCUGCUGCUGCUGCUGCUUUAUAUUCUUCAGAUAUAGGAAUAGAAGGAGACAGCGAAGAAGCCCUUCAGAACGAGGGUUUAGAGAUUGCUGCAUCGUUGAUAGCUAGGCAGCAGCAAGACACAGACGAAAAAGAAGAAGCAGAGCCCUUUAGAGUUCUGAGUAAAGCAGGCCGCCUGCUGUCUCUGAUGAGGAGACUCGCUGUUCGUUUCAAUUAUCCACGCAAGCUGAGAAGGAAGCGCCGCCAACAGCAGCAGCAGCAGAAGCAGCAGCAGCAGCAGCAGCAGCAGCUAAACAGCGAACCUCAAGAAGUAGAAAUCGGAUAUAACUUCUUCAAUGGGGGUAUCCCAGUCGAGCCGCUCGUUUUCUUUGGAGAUGACUCCUUAGGGACUCUGUCUUUGAACCUGGGCCUGGCGUUGUUAGCACCCCACAAGACAGCUGCGGUGACAGACAGAGGAGUUGAGUUGCCUGUGUAUACACUUGAAUUUGAUGUAGAAGUAGAGGGUGAUGAGAAUGCUGUUUUAUUGUUUACAGCUUCUCUUCAUAGAGCAGCUGCUGAAGUGUCUUCUUCACAACUACAAGCAGCAGCAGCAGCAGCAGAGGAGACAGCAGGACACAGCAGCACAGAAGGAGGAAGGCUACGAGCUGUAUCUUUAGAUGCAUUUAAACCUCUGCAUGCAGUAGGGAGGUCUUUAAGCCCGUUCAUUGCAGCAGCAGCAGCAGCAGCAGGAUAUCCCUCUCUCUCAAUUGCAGCAGCAACUGCAUGCAACAGAACUCCUGUGCAUGCGCUGACGCAAUCGUGGCUGGUUGGGAUCGUUGAUAGACAGGACGUCUUCAGGGGAUCUACCAAGACAGUGCAGGAAAUUCGCUCAUUCUUGCCGGUCUCGCAUCCUUCGCGAUUAGAGAUGUAUAAAGAUGUUCAUAGCGACUGGUUGAAUAUGUUAGCAGUAGUUGCAAGAAGAGAGGAGCUGCUGCCGACAGCAGCAACAGCAGCAGGGUUGCUGCUGCAUGCAUUAAGACUAAGAGAAGCCCCUACAAGCUAUCCAUUUGCUGCAGCAGCACGAAGUGUACAUCUUGAUGCUGCUGAGUGCCAGCGAAGGUUGCUGCCUAUACAGCUGGGAUUUGCUGCAGAAGGUUUAUUAAUGUCUCUGUCUUGCAGUGAUGGAGACAGUAGCUGUCUCCUGCAGCAAGGAGUGCAGCAGCUGCUGCCGGUGCAGCCGCUGCAGCCCCUGCUGCUGCCCACACAUCAACAUCAUCAUCACCACCACCACCAUCAUCAUCAUCAGCAGCAGCAGCAGCAGCAGCAGCAUGACGCACAUGUACAGCACCAGCAUCAUCAGCAGCAUCAAACGAAGCAGAAACAUUAUCAUCAUCAGCAGCAUCAGCAGCAGCAGCAGCAGCAACAGCAGCAAAAGAAGAAGAAAAGCAAUAAAAAUAGCCUCCCUCUAGGCGCACGAGAGCCUCCUUGGGCAGCAGUUCGAAGUGUUGUGGGGCCCCUGCUGCAGCGAGUAUCUCAAGAUGUAUUAGGAAGAAUAGAAGAAGCAGCAAAUGAGAUAGGCGUAUUCUUUUGUGCUCGUACACCCUUUAUACACUUCAUGGAUGCAGCAAGUGCUCCUGAGUUAGCUGAAUUAACAAUGCAGCUUGUUGGGAAGUUUUAUCUUUUGCGAAGAGAGGUAGAAGCAGCAGUACUUGCAGCAGAAGAAAGGGAUAGAGGAGACUUGAAUGAAGAGGCUGCAGCAGCAAGAAUAAACAUACCCGAUAGCAGCACCAGCAAACACCAUCAGCAUCAAUUCUUCAAGCAGCAGCAACAACAACAGCAGCAGCAGCACCAACAGAAGCAGCAGCAGCAGCAAAAACAACAUACAGCAGUAGAUACUCGCUCUUGGUUAGGGGGAGACAGCUACACCCCAGUAGCUUACAGUAAUAACAGCGAAGGAGACAGAGAAGCUGCUGGUGAGGAGACACGUGAUGAAGCUGCUGCUGCUGCUGCUGCUGCUGCAUCAGCAGCAGCACACAGGGGGGAGAGAGGAACGAGAAUUGAAAAAAUAACAACCAGCAGCAAUAAACAGCAGGGCUCUAACAGCUGGGAACUACCCCUGUCAACUCAAAGGAGACAGCUGCUUAGCAGUUCUUUUCAGAGGCAAAUAGAUGUAGACUCCUGGAGAGGUAGAGCAGGAGACAGAGAAAAUACAAGAAGAAGAAGUCUGCGACCGAGGUUUCGUCAAGACAACAGAUGGCGUGUAAGAUCCCCUGCUGCAGCAGCAGGAGCAGGAGCAGCAAAAGCAGCAGCAGCAGCAGCAGGGGGAGGAGGGUUAAGUGCUCGGGGGGCUCUAGAAGUUGUUGAUGUGCAGCUACAAAUGCAGAGACAGCUGCUAGAGAUAUCUUCAGGUCUUGCAUGCGAUAUAAGAGAAUACGGUGAGAGAAGCAACUUCGUCUUUGCUGCCGAGCAUCUGCUGCAGUCUCUCCCUGAGCUACAGAGACAGAUGGAUCUUGAUAAGGAGUGGAGUCUUAGUUUUGUUGAGCAUGCAGCAACAGCAGCAGCAGGAGACAGCCGUCUUGCAUAUAGAUUAAGACAAACAGAAAGAAGAGAAGCAUUAGGAGAAGUGCUGAGACCAAAAGCAAAGGAGACAGCAGAGUUUGCUCUGUCUCUUAUUGAUGCUGCUGAGUGGUUGCAUGCUCUCAAAGAAGAAGGAAGAACGCCAAGGGCAGCUUUCUCAGGUACAUACACCACAGGAGGGGGGCCCCUACACACUGCAGCAGAUGCAGCAGCAGCAGCAGCAGCAGCAGCAGGGGGUCCACCAUCCGAUGCAGCAGCAGGUGGUGCUGCUGCUGCAUCAGCAGCAUCAGCAGCAUCAGCUGCAACAGCAGCGACAGCAGCAGCAGCAGGAGGAGCAGCAGGAGCAGGAAGCACUCAUAUAGGAGACUCUAUGCUACAUUACUACACCCCACAAGGAGCAGAGCGAAGCCAACCAGUGCAGCUGCUGCAGGGGGUUGAUGAUACACCUGAAGAAGAAGAAACGCUGCAUGAUGCUGAAAGCUGCUCUCUUCAAAAGCCUUUGGAGCACUUAGGAAUAUAUCUUUCUUCUUCAUUAUCACCUAAAGAUAGAUUGUCUUCUUCAAUUUUACCCCCUCAGACUCCUGUUGCUGCAGGGCUAGAAGCGUCUAGCAGCAAGGGAGGCAGCAGCAGCACAGGGACGCCGAGCAGCAGCAGCAGCAGCAGGAGUGGCCGGCACAGCAGCAGCAGCAGCAGCAGCAGUAAUAGUAGAGGGAAUAGUAGCGGGGAUGAACAAGAGGGUUUAGAAGAUACAAGAAGAAUAGCUUUGUAUGCGAGGGAAUUAAAACUCUUCUCUUCGGAGAGGCUUUCUUCUUACAAGAUAUGCUGCAAUUAG